Labrus mixtus (cuckoo wrasse) is the source of this 1954-nucleotide messenger RNA. RefSeq names its product post-GPI attachment to proteins factor 2-like. Bases 587 to 1360 code for a protein of 257 amino acids. The record is from RefSeq and is a predicted model, not a curated record. Gene Ontology annotation, biological process: GPI anchor biosynthetic process. Lineage: Eukaryota; Metazoa; Chordata; Actinopteri; Labriformes; Labridae. Gene Ontology annotation, cellular component: Golgi membrane; endoplasmic reticulum membrane. The transcript has 6 exons.
UGCAAUCCGACUGAAUGCAAAAUUAUUAUAAGCUUGGCAUGCUGUUGAAUAAGUAUAUUUGCUUACAAUAUAAAUUAAAUAAAUUGUCACUGAGUGAGAAUCAUUGAGUGCAUGCAUUUGCAAAUUGGUGAGAGUUGGGCUGUCGGGCAUCCUGCGGGGGUGUUUCGGAGGUCUGAUCAAGCUUUUGAGCUGUGACUCGACACAGAUCAGAUUAAACUGUGAACCUAGGGGAGACGUCCCGGGGUGGAUUAUUAUAAGAAUUCGCUGCACCGCCUUAAUGUAGCAACCAUCACUCUCCCGGUCCGCUCGUUUUCUCUUCCGGGUGCUGAUGAUUUCUCUUGCAGUCGCAGAAGGAGGCUGUUUCAUUCCCGACCGUAUUGUUAUUUUUAAAGGGGUAUUAAAAUGAAAAUAUCACAGGAAUUUAGGCUGGGCUCAUUGAUCUGCCUCCCUGUUAUUAAACAGUGCUCCGUUUUUUUCUUUCCCUGGAAAAUUCCCUGCAGCCUGGUAUAAUGACUGUUGUUAUGAUAGCUAGAUUGCCACGCCUUGUAUAGCCUACUGUAAACCUGCUAAAGUGAUUUAGACCAAGAUGCUACAAGGCUCAGCUGUCUUUGGGUAUGAGAGGCCCCUUCUCAUCAGGGUGUCAUUCAGCACCUGUGUCCUGGCUACUGUAUGCCUGCCAUUGCUGGGACUGAUAACUUGUGUCCUCAUAUCCUCCACCUUUCACUUCGAGGACUCUACUGGUACACAUUGCCAGGUUCCAAAUUACCUGCCAUCUAUCAGCGCCUCGAUAAGCCUGAGUCCUGAGUGCCACAUAUGGCGGUUCUGCAUCGGACUGCACUCAGCACCGAGGUUCCUUUUGGCGUUUACAUACUUCAAAUUUUACAGGACACGUUUUGCCUCGAAGUUUCCUGAGAGUUCACUCUGUUCACUCCCAUGCCUGAACCUGACCUUUUCUAUUUUGGAGAACCUCAGCCUCCUGCUGCUCACAUAUGUAUCAUCCAGCGAAACAUUCUUUGUACAUAAAGAAGGUUUUCUCCUCUUCAUAGUCAGCUCUAUUAUCCACAUGAUGAUAACCUGCCGUUUAUGGAAAGCUAUUAAGAAGUAUUCAUUAAAUCCUGAGGAUGCCAAGUCUCACCACUGGAAAGUGCGCUUCUUAUUUCUCAAUGUAUCUUGCUGCGCUUUUGCUGGAUUCUUUUAUUGGAAACAUAACAUGUACUGUGAAUCAGGGAGUUAUACGUUUUUCGCUCUGUUUGAGUAUCUGGUUGUCUUCUCCAACAUGGCCUUCCAUCUCACAGCAGUGUGGGACUUUAAGACUCGGGAGGUGAUGGUCAUUUCAUCCUCUGAAGAUAAAGACUUCUGACUAGAAACGUCAGGACUAGGUGCGAAAAGCACAACCACUGAACCCACUGAUGAUAACAGCCUUGACUCUGCGCAGGAGGAAGAUUGGGACGGCCUUUUCCAUAUAUUUUCAUGAUGAAGACUCUCUUACAGGGUGUAGACGUCAGACUAGUUAUAUGCACAUGUGCUACUGUGAGGUCUAUUCAGUAACUGUUGGUGCACUUAUUGCCUUAGUGUAGUGAUACUCAACCCGAGGCUCUCGAGCCACAUGUGGCUCAUUUGGGACUAGUUAGGUCCUACUUGGACAAAAAAAAUCCAAAGUAAUCAUUUAAAAAAGGGAAACAUUGUCAGCAGAAAUUAUUAUUUGCAAGUCAUGUCACUGUGUUUCCCACACAUAUUUUAGGACAGAAAGAGGUUUUUUGAUUGUGGCUCUUGCAGAAAUAUCUUUUGGUCAAUGUGGCUCUUAAGUCUAACAAGGCUGAGUACCACUGCCUUAGUGUCUCAUUCAUGGAUGCCUUUGCUAUGUUAUGUGCAAUUUUAACUUUUGUACAGUACACAUAAAAUGUGUGGUAAUAUUGUAUGUGUGCCAAAGUAAAGUAAAUGUAUUUGAAGUAUA